This is a messenger RNA of Chenopodium quinoa (quinoa), 429 nucleotides long. RefSeq lists its product as uncharacterized. The record is from RefSeq and is a predicted model, not a curated record. Bases 1 to 429 code for a protein of 142 amino acids. NCBI's taxonomy places the organism in Eukaryota, Viridiplantae, Streptophyta, Magnoliopsida, Caryophyllales, Amaranthaceae. Gene Ontology annotation, molecular function: zinc ion binding. The transcript has a single exon.
AUGGCUCGAUUUGAAGAGAAGAGAUGUGGUUGUGGGUUUCCAGUUGCAAGAAGGACUUCAUGGACCCAUGACAAUCCAGGUAGAAAAUUUGUUGCUUGCAAGUUCUUCAACCACGAAACAGGGCAAAGAGGUUGUAAUACAUUUGAAUGGGUGGACGAGGAAAUUCUAGAUUGGCAGAGGGAUGGAACUAAUGUGCUCAUAGCAGAAAAGCAUAGGCUUUCCACUGAUCUGAGUAUUCUCAGAACAAGAUUGGCAUGUACUGAACAUGAGAAGGGGCACCUUGCUUCUGAACUUAAUAUGCUGAAGAACAGGAAGAACAGGGCUGAAAUAGGGCUAAUGGAAGAAGAAAAUUCAAGGAACAAGCUACUUGUAACCUGUGUGAUUGUGUCAGUUGUUGUUAGUUUUUGUAUUGUUAAGCUUUUUGGUUAG